AUGCACCCGAUUCCCAUCCUACCGGCAUGGCUUCUCGAGCUGGUCCGUGACGUCAUCAACAAGCAGUCCACCUACACGAACCCGCUAGCCAAAAAGGGGUUUGUGGUGUACAGAAGCGAAGAAGACAUGAACAUAAAAGCUACACCUCUACUACGUAUUCUAGGUUUCUGCAAAGCACACAAUGACGGGAGGCUUACGGCGAUUCUCCACGAUGCCAGUCACAAAGUGCUUGUUUGUUUUAGCAGGGAGAGUCUCAUAAAGUACGAAAACAAGCAUUUGGAGAGACUCACGUACAUGUCGAUCAACUCCAUCCUCCUCAUCAAAGAAGCCAAUCUCCGGUUCAUCACGAUAACACAGCUUCCGCAGCUUUUUGGAUCCGUGCCUGGCCUUAAGCUCAAGCCCGGUUUGGGCAUUCUCGUGCUAGAGGUGACGAUUGUGGACUCCUUCACGAAACAGCAGCUUCGGGUUCCACCCAAGGACGAUGAUGCGGUUCCGUUUUUGUACAGUGAUCCCGAGUACUUGGAGCUUUGUAUGGAGGAGGGGGAUGUGCUGGGCUUGGAGGCGUCCCGGCGGUACUUGUGUGGGGAUAUGGUAUCUGAUGAGGAGGAGUUGGGGACUUAG
Candidozyma pseudohaemuli is the source of this 621-nucleotide messenger RNA. RefSeq names its product telomerase subunit (gene EST3). The transcript has a single exon. Gene Ontology annotation, molecular function: telomeric repeat DNA binding. The record is from RefSeq and is a predicted model, not a curated record. Gene Ontology annotation, cellular component: chromosome, telomeric region; telomerase holoenzyme complex. The coding region runs from base 1 to 621 and encodes 206 amino acids. Gene Ontology annotation, biological process: telomere maintenance via telomerase. NCBI's taxonomy places the organism in Eukaryota, Fungi, Ascomycota, Pichiomycetes, Serinales, Metschnikowiaceae.